Molecule: messenger RNA, 4266 nt
Organism: Mytilus trossulus (common blue mussel)
Lineage: Eukaryota; Metazoa; Mollusca; Bivalvia; Mytilida; Mytilidae
Product: rabenosyn-5-like
Exons: 8
Coding region: 72-1559 (495 amino acids)
Molecular function (GO): metal ion binding
Source: RefSeq, a predicted model, not a curated record
UACCCUUGAUAUUUUACAGCAUUUUUACAGGUGAAACUUGAGCCGUUUUACCACAUACAUUUAGUUCAAGCAUGGCAACUUCGAGUGAUGUAAGAGAGGGCUUCUUAUGCCCAAUGUGUAUGAAGGAUUUAGGCACAGUAUCCAUGUUACAAGAUCAUUUUGAGGAAGAACAUUCAAAUGAAGACAAAGACGUGCUGCAGCAGUUAAGAGGAUUAUUUGGUAAAGCUAAGAAGAAGAUAUUAGGAGAGAAAGAGAACCAUGAUUAUGUAGAUCAAUCUGAUUCUGUUACUGACACCUACGCUGCUAACUUGACGAAAACAGGCUAUGAUUCUUCACUAUGGGAUCCUCAGGAAAUAGGUAUGAUUAGAAGUCAUACUGAUGUGUUCAAAGCUACAAGGGGAGCUAGAGUAGACAGAUUUGUUGUUGAGACAAACAAACUAAUUAUUCGACUGGAUAAACUAACAGGAAGUAAUUCACCUACUGACACAGGCAAACGGAAAGCUUUUGAAAAAUCUGUAGUUCCUUGGAUGCCAGAUAAAUAUGUACAGACAUGUCCAGAUUGUACCCGUAACUUUUCUCUGACCAGAAGAAGACACCAUUGUAGAUUGUGUGGUGGAAUUAUGUGUGAUAAAUGUUCACAUUUCCUUCCUCAUACAUUUGCAAAGAAACUUACAAACCCAGCUUUUCAGACAGAAAUGGAGGUUGGUUUUCUAAAGAGAACAGGUAGCAAUAGUAGCCUUAAUUCAUUGAUGAGUCCUGAGGGAGAGGCUCAUAUACGAACAUGCAAUAACUGUCGUAAAUUAUUGGAGCGGAGAGAUCAACAAAUUCAACAACGUAAUGUUAAACCACCAAUAGUUAUCAUGUAUGAGAAUUUACAGUCUUAUGUAGAAAAUGCACAGAUGUUAUUAAAAGAGUUUAUACCAAUGGUAGAAUCACUGAGUUGUGGUGAGUCAACCUAUAACAUGUACACAGCACAGCAGUAUAGAAAUAAAAUCCUAAAGAUGUAUGAAAGUAUUGACAGUGUUAGUAAAAGAAUAUGGAUGCAUGAGACAAAUGCUGACCCCCUUCCACCAGCAACACAACUAAAAAUGCAGAAAAAUAUCCGAACCAUGGCAACAAGUUUUAUGCAAGAUAAUAUGAUUGGUCUGCAGGCUUUACCAUCCGAGGAACAUUACAAAAAAUUACAAGAAGCUAGAAAAAUUGAAAUUCAACAACGGAUUGCUGAUGAAAGACAGGCUACUGCUGAGGCACAAGAAAAGGAAAGAAAACAACAGGAACAAAGGGAGACAACUACAAAACAUCAAAUUCAUCCCUCUAAUAGGGACUCAGAUCAACCAGCUAAAGUGCAAUCCCAGAAGAAGUCUGGCUGGAUACCAGAAGAAACCAGUAUACGUUACAGUGACAAAGACGAUCCUAUGGUUCAACAAAUGAACAUAAUCAGGGGCUAUAUCAAACAAGCUAAACAAGCAGAAAAAUACGAUGAAGUUAAAAUGUUAGAACAAAAUUUAAAAGACUUACAACAAGAAUAUCUUAAACAACAAAGACAGAAUUGGUCAUAAUAGUUCUAAAUUUAAUUAGGUAUAUUAUUGUUAUUUUGUUAUCUAUUUAUUUUUUAUUAGCUUAGAUACCAGUCAUCAAUCAUAACUUAAGAUUUACAUCUCCUGUUAUGGUUUAUUUUCAACAUGUCACUCUGAGUUUAUUUUCCCAGGAGUGAUCAGAUUUUUUCAGUUUUUUUUAGACCAUACAAUAUUAACCUGUAUUGAAAAUUGACCAAUAACACAGAGAAUCAAUAUCUAGGCAUGUACAAGGGGAAAUUUUGACAAUUGUUUGGAAGUCUUGUAUGAAUGGUUCUGGCUGUUAUUUUUAAGAUUCUCAAAGGUUGUGACUAUGUAGAUCUGUCAUUUUGUUCCCUACACAAGUCAUGGACAUAUAACAAAAACAUGUUAAAUUAUUUAACUUUAUAUUUUUGACAACUUAAAUAAAGUAUCCACUUGGAAUAGAUACAAUAGGAUAAGACAUAACCUUUAUUGACGUGAUAGAUAAAUACAAUAUCAAUGCUUAUUUAGAUGCUUACAGACAAAUGAUCAACACUAGGUAGGGUUCCAAACCAACAAGUCUGCAGUUGAUUUAACUUUUAUAAAACUGUUAAGUAUAUUUGUGUGAUUUGUUCUAUAAUGUGCAAUGCUUUAUCUUGUCACCAGGUAGGGUUCCAAACAAACAAGUCUGCAGUUGAUUUAACUUUUAUAAAACUGUUAAGUAUAUUUGAAUUGUGUAAUUUGUUCUAUAAUGUGCAAUGCUUUAUCUUGCAGGGAAUAUCAUUGUUUAUAGAUUUAAAUGUUUUAAUAGUUUUUUUUUUAAUAUAUAGAUUUCAUAACAAAUAAGUUAUACAUACAUAUAUAUAUAUAUAUCUAUAAUUCUAGUCUAAAUUUAUUAUGCAUUCUUUACAAUAUUGUAUGCAUCUCAAUCAUGGAUUUACAAAUUAGUAUUUUGUGUUGUUUUACUUCCUGGUUAAUUGCAUUGUUACUAGUUUUAUACUACUGAUACAAACCACAUUAAGCAGGAUUAAGUGUGCUGUAAUGGAUGGAGCCCCAACACAAGAAAACAAUGCUCUCCUACAAAAGAAGCUAUAAAUAGCUGUUGUAUCUAUAUUGGAAUACUGUUAUGUGUUCAUUACUGUAGCUAUUUAUUAUAUGAUUUUCAAAAGGAAUCCUUCCACUGAAUGUUUAUAUGCAAAUGUUUAUAUAAAAUUGUUUCCAAUAACUUGAUACCAAAAAUUAAGAAUUAUAAAUAAGGGAGCAAACAAACCAAUCUGUUACAUGUGAGAUUGUACUUGAAAUUGUACUGCUCUAAAAUGCUGUUCUAAGAUAUUAAAAACUUAAAAUAAUGUUUAAUAUACAUCGAUAUAAAAAGAUGUGGUAUGAAUGUGAAUGAGACAACUCGCCAUCAAAGUCACAAUUUGUAAAAUUAAUUAUAGGUCAAGGUAUGGCCUUCAACACAUAGCCUUAGCUUACACAGCAAGCUAUUAAGGGCCCCAAAAAUAAUUACUGUACAGUGCUCUAGCUACAGUGUAAAACCAUUCACAUAGGAAAACCAACAGUCUUAUUUACUAUAAAACGAGAAACAUGAAACACUUAUGAACCACAUCAACAAACCACAACCACUGAACAUCAGGUUCCUGACUUAGGACAGGUUCAAAUGACAUUGACUAUGUUAUUUUAAUUAUUUGCCUCAUUUUAGUUAUCAAGUAUAACAGAAUUUAUUAUAUGGCAAGAGUUUUUCUUGCAGUAGAUUUCAACUGAUUGAUAUCAGAUUUUUAGCAUAUAUGAGAACCUAUUUGACCAGACAAUAUACAUAACUUUAGGUUCUUAUAUUGCCUAUAGCCAUCAAACACCUGUGUCUCUAUUUUAAAACAGCUGAUUAUUGAAAAGAAAAAAAUCAGAAAAUACAAAAUAAACAAGACAGCCAAAGACAAACUGUUUCAAUUUAAACCCCAAGAACUAUGGUUUUUUUUCAGUUUUUGGAGAAAAAAAUAAUUUGUUUUUGAUUCUGAGAAAUAAAAAAUGUUUGUUUCACCCUCAGCUGCCACUAUAUGUAAUGCUAAAAUUGAAAGAAAAAAAUUGUUUUCGACUUGUCGCGAAAACAAAUAAUUGUUUUUCACCUUAGGCGAAAAAAAAUUGUCCAGAAAAAAAACCAUAGCCCCCCCCCCCAAAAAAAAAAAAAUCAAUGGUUGCUACCUUAGUUUAACAGAGAAUCAUGAUUAGUUGAAUCAGGCUAGACUGCAUUUGCAUUCUGCCUUAGUUUAAAUAGAGAAUCAUGAUUAGUUGAAUCAGGCUACACUGCAUUUGCACUCUGCCUUAGUUUAAACAGAGAAUCAUGAUUAGUUGAAUCAGGCUACACUGCAUUUGCACUCUGCCUUAGUUUAAACAGAGAAUCAUGAUUAGUUGAAUCAGGCUACACUGCAUUUGCACUCUGCCUUAGUUUAAACAGAGAAUCAUGAUUAGUUGAAUCAGGCUACACUGCAUUUGCACUCUGCCUUAGUUUAAACAGAGAAUCAUGAAUAGUUGAAUCAGACUACACUGCAUUUUCACUCUGCUUCCCUUUUAACAGAGAAUCAUGAUUUGCUGUUGGUAACAUAUUAACAAUGAUUUAUUGUAAUAAUAUCUGUGAUAAGGAACCACCAGUUUUAUGAUUAAAUGGCAUUAACAAUGAUUUUUGUAAAUGUAAUUUUUAAAUUAUGCUAACAUAAUAUGUAUUAUUAAAAUAUCA